UCGCGAUGGAGCCCAAGAAGCACCACGUGUCCGUGGAGGACAUCCAGCACACGCUGCAGGCCCAUUUCCAGGCGACGAAAGCGCUUCGAGAUGAGAAGACCAAGGAGAAGCAUGUGCGCAAGCACGUCCUUGCCUUCCUCCACGUCAAGAAGCUCCAGACGACGUCGGCGAAGCGCAUGUUUGGCUCCUUUGGCAACUCGACCUGCAAGCUGCUCUGCAUGACGACGCACGAUGUGGUUGAGAACGGCGCGACCAAGGUUAUGGGCCAGCUCCACUACGUCAACUUCCAGGCCAACUACACGAUCGACUGCCGCAAGACGUGGGCGCUCGACGACCUCGAGUCGCUCGAGGACUGCUCCGAGGACACUGGGAGCUAUCCACGUGGCAGCUUUCGCCUCAAGUUCCGUGACGCCAAGGACGUUAACGAGCCGUUCCACUGGAUUGCGCACGCCAGCGAGUCACCGACGGCCAUGAAGGAGUUUGUGUGGGCGCUCUCUGCGUUGUACGUCGACACGCAGCUCGUCUUGCCCGAGUCGACGUUCUCGCUGCAAGAGCUGGCCGAGCUCGCGACGGCCAACGACCUUGCCAGUAAAUACGGGCUUGACGUGAACUUGCUAGCCUUUCAGCAAACCCCCCAGCACACGGAGCGACGUCGCAGCUGGGAUGUCCUCGAGGCCCCGGCAUCGCCGGCCAAAGUCGCCGCUGUGACCAAAUCGGUCGAGUUGGCCGAUGCCAUCGCGCUCCUUACGACGAUUGACUGGCACAAUGCGUCGGUCGAGUCGGUCGAAGCCGCGUGGCACGACCGCUUGCGGCUGCUGGGCGACGCCAACAUGGAGUUUCUCCUGACGUUCCAGGGCACGUCGAGUAGCGACGAGAGGAAGGCGAUGGACCCGCUCCUCGCAGCCAUUGACGGCGUAUUGCGCGAGGUCAAGAUGGCGGAAAAGUGGACCGAAGACGCCGACACGACGCUCGGCAACACGUCGGCCAACAUGGCGCAGUUCGAGUCGCUCAACAGCCAAAUGGAGGUUCACUUUAAGAACAGCGUCGCGCUCGAAGGCGCCCUCCGGACCCUCAUCGAGGCCGUGGACGUUCCGCGGGAGCUCCUUGGGCCGCUGCUCAAGCCCGUCGGCAUCUUUCCGACCCAGAACAGCCCCGAAGCCGACGUGAGUGUCCUUGCGACAAUCGUCGCCGCGGUGCAGCGCUUGGACGCCGCCAUCAAGUCUGUCGACGCGUUCCCGGCCAAGCACAUGGCCGCGUUCCAAGCUCGGCGGGACGAGUUCGUGUCGAUCGGAAGCAACUUUAGUGAAAAGCUCGCGGGCGGCCUCGAUCUCUUUCUUCAGCAGCGCGUGAAGGCGUGUCUCCAAGAAAAGGCGCAGAACCGACGGCGGUCCGUGAGCUCGACCAGCGACAUGCCGCGCAAGAGCCUCCACGUCUUUGGCCGUGACCGCGAGGCCUCGACGCUGCCGCCAAAAGCAAUCGCUAAGAUUUGUAGCGUGCGCAGCCCGAGUACGGCCAGCGCCGACGACGCCGACUGGCACUUUUGCAACGACACGCUCCACCGCGAGCUCAGCAAGUACAAGGAGCUCUGCUCCAGCGUGAGCGUGCUCAGCGGACGCUCCACGACGCACCUUCGUGACAUCUACGCCAAGCACGUCGCGCAAAUCUACGGGCCGCAUGUCCAGUCGGUCUUCCGCGCGCUCAAGGAGAAGCUGCCCAAGGCCAAGGCGGCAACAAGUCUUCCGGGCAAAUCGUCGUCGUGGAGCCUCACGAUGUCCUUCUCGCACGCCCCCGAAGCGGCUGCAACAAUAACAGCGUCGCAGCUGCUCAAGCAAGGCCUGGAGCACGUUUUACCGCUGUGCACGGCCGAGCAAGCGUUUGUGCGAAGCAUGUUCUUCCAUACGGAAGGGCCAGGGGCCGUGGGACAGCGCAAGGCCAAGUCCGAGCCGCCAGAGCUCACGAGCAUGAUGGAGGCCGUCUUUGAAAAGUUGCUCGACCGGCUCGUGGACUUUGCCGAGGCCGGUGUGCACAGCAACAUGAUGGAAGCGCUCUCGAUGAUCGUGACGGCGCAAGGCGCGGCCAGCGACGUUAAGAGCGACUUUGUGACCAACACGCUACUCCACUUCCAGCUCCACCUCAAGCGCGUCUUCUCCAAGUACAUCGAGGAGCAGGAAGCAUGGCUCGAAAGCAUACACCCUGACACCCGCCUCGUCGGCGUUCUGGGCCCCGUGCAAAAGAUGAUGACGCUCAUCGGGCGCCUCGAAGGUGCUGGCGACGGCGCGCACGACGAGGCCAUCUUGGCGCCGAUCUACGACCGCCUCGUCACCGGACUCUUUGCGUGGCUCGAGAGAGCGGCGACGACCAAGCCCAAGUACAGCCACCUCGUGCGCCUUGGUAGCGACGAUCAUGACGCCGUCCUCGAUUCCUGA
Saprolegnia parasitica CBS 223.65 is the source of this 2426-nucleotide messenger RNA. RefSeq lists its product as hypothetical. The coding region runs from base 6 to 2426 and encodes 806 amino acids. The transcript has 16 exons. Lineage: Eukaryota; Oomycota; Saprolegniomycetes; Saprolegniales; Saprolegniaceae. Gene Ontology annotation, molecular function: phosphatidylinositol-4,5-bisphosphate binding. Gene Ontology annotation, biological process: Golgi to plasma membrane transport; exocytosis. The record is from RefSeq and is a predicted model, not a curated record. Gene Ontology annotation, cellular component: exocyst; plasma membrane.